This is a messenger RNA of Oikopleura dioica, 300 nucleotides long. The record is from the annotation of a GenBank genome assembly. NCBI's taxonomy places the organism in Eukaryota, Metazoa, Chordata, Appendicularia, Copelata, Oikopleuridae.
AUGCUCGAAGAAGAAAUCGAGGACAAGGACAUUUUGAUCAAAACGAUGAAAGCCGAAAAAGAUGCGGUGCUCAACGAGGUCAAAAAGUUAGCAAACACGCCAAACAAGUUGACGGAAUUGAGAGCUCUUGUGGAAAAAAGCUUAGAAGAAAAGGACGCGACUAACAAAGAAAAUCCGUUCACCCUCCAGGACGUGAAAAAACUCCUUAGCGUGUGGAAAUCUCACAACACGACCGUCAUGGUUCAAGAGUGCAUUGAUCUUGCCGACAAACUUCAAGAUCCUGUGAAGCCUCAAGCUUAA